Molecule: messenger RNA, 3916 nt
Organism: Poeciliopsis prolifica (blackstripe livebearer)
Lineage: Eukaryota; Metazoa; Chordata; Actinopteri; Cyprinodontiformes; Poeciliidae
Gene: nr4a3
Product: nuclear receptor subfamily 4, group A, member 3
Exons: 8
Coding region: 331-2364 (677 amino acids)
Biological process (GO): cellular response to corticotropin-releasing hormone stimulus; regulation of transcription by RNA polymerase II
Cellular component (GO): nucleus; transcription regulator complex
Molecular function (GO): nuclear receptor activity; zinc ion binding; RNA polymerase II cis-regulatory region sequence-specific DNA binding
Source: RefSeq, a predicted model, not a curated record
GACAGUAAGUGGUCUUACAACUUAAACCGUGCCACUGAUUUCCUCUGCUUGUGGAGAGAGAGACAGAGAGAGAGAGAGAGAGAGAGAGAGAGAGAGAGAGAGAGAGAGAGAGAGAGAGAGAGAGAGAGAGAGAGAGAGACAGGACAGUGCAUACAGGACAGUGUUUGACAGAAAGGGGGCGCUCUGGGUCUUGAAAUCCGCCGGCAUCCGAGCGUCCUCUUGCAGUUGACAGGGAGCUGGAGGCGCACAGCACACAGGAGCCCCGCUGGUUGAGAAGGUUUCAGGUCCGACUCUCCCAGCGCUUCCAGUUUAUUAAGUCUGCCGCUCUGGAUGAACCUUGAGCGGACCGGUACAGCCGAGAUCAGAGGCAGCAGAACUGAUGGCCCGGACGCGCUGUUUUUAAAAAUAUUCACCUGUAUAGGCACAGGUUCGGAAGAGCGCGCCCAGCCGAGCUCGGAGCCCCGGCUUUCGGAUCCCUCCUGUGCCACGUCCGCCGAGUCCUCCCCGCUCCAGCAGCCUUGCCCCGGCCGCAGCCACGACACCCCUAAACCCCGGACACCCAGCACCAUUCAGCGCGAAGCUCUUUCACCAGACAUGCCCUGUGUGCAGGCUCAGUACGGGCCGGCCCCUCCAGGCUCUGCUUACUCCGGCCAGUCCUUUGGCUACCAGGGUGACAGCUACAGUUCUGACCUUAUGACCCCGGACUACACCAAGCUGGACCUGGGUGGGGGUGAGAUCUCUGCUGCUGCCACCACCUCCCUCCCGAGCUUCAACGUCUUUGUGGAGGGCAGCUACGAGCCCAAGUCCUCCUGCCUCUACCAGAUGCCCCCCCACAGGCCUACCAUUAAGAAGGAGGAGGACAGUUACCCAACUGCCCCGCCCAUGGAGGCCAUGACCUCCACCACCAUGUACUUUAAGCAGUCCCCUCCAUCCACCCCCACCACCCCAUCCAUGACACAGCAGCCUGGGACCUCCUUCAUGUGGGAUGAACACUCCUUGGGCCCACAGUCUCACCCUCACUCCAUGGGGUCGGGCCUCGAGUCGGGACCCCUCAAGUCCCCUCGCUUUUCGCACUUUUACCAGCACUCUCCGCCUCACAGCGGCGGCAGCGUUGGCGGCUACGAGAGCCUCGGAGGGGGGCUAGUUCGCACCUCAUCCUCUUCGUCCUCAUCUUCUUCGUCAGUGUCCCACCCGCACGGCCAGCAUCUGGAGCAACCCAUGUACCAGCUGCACCGCGGGGCUGGGGGCAGCAGCCUCGCCUUCCGCUCUCUGGCUCUGGGACCAUGUGGCCCCCUGCUAGGGGACAGCCUGCCCUCGCCGCCCCCUCGGGGUCCACAGGGGGAGGGGACCUGCGCGGUGUGUGGGGACAACGCAGCAUGCCAGCACUACGGCGUACGCACCUGCGAGGGCUGCAAGGGCUUCUUCAAGCGCACCGUGCAGAAAAACGCCAAGUAUGUGUGUCUGGCCAGCAAGAACUGUCCUGUGGACAAAAGGAGGCGCAACCGCUGCCAGUAUUGCCGCUUUCAGAAGUGCCUAAGCGUGGGCAUGGUGAAAGAAGUGGUCCGUACUGACAGCUUGAAGGGCCGCAGAGGACGGCUGCCCUCCAAACCAAAGAGCCCCCUGCAGACAGAGGCUUCCCCUCCGUCGCCCCCGCUCAGCCUGCUCUCUGCUCUGCUCAGGGCUUACUCCCACUGCACACCGCGAGACCUUGACUACAGCCAGUUCAGCGCCGCCGACCCUCCGACCUCCACCUCAGACGCGGAACACAUCCAGCUCUUCUACAGGCUGCUCACAAUCUCGAUGGAGACCACCAGGUGCUGGGCCGAGCGGCUGCCGGGCUUCACUGAGCUCCAGCGUGACGAUCAGAACCUGCUCAUAGACUCAGCCUUUUUGGAGCUGUUUGUCCUGCGACUUGCAUACAGGUCUAUGCUGUCGGAGGACAAGCUGGUGUUCUGCAACGGCUUGGUGCUGCACAGAUUCCAGUGCCUUCGUGGGUUUGGAGAGUGGCUGGACUCCAUCCGGGAUUUCUCUUCUCACCUUCAGACCCUCAACCUCGAUGCGUCUGCCUUCGCUUGCCUGUCUGCCCUCGUUCUGCUCACAGAUCAAGUCCCGGGUCUGAAGGACUCCAAGCGCGUGGAGGAGCUGCAGAACAAAGUCAUCUGCUGUCUCAGGGACCACCUGGGCUGCGGGGCGUCCUCCUCCUCCACCAAGACCACGCCUCCUCUGAGCCGUGUGCUGGGCCUGAGGGCAGAGCUCCGCUCGCAGAGGACCCAGGGCCUGCAGCGGAUCUUCUACCUGAAGCUGGAGGACCUCGUACCGCCGCCGCCGUCAAUCGACAGAUUCCUGGACACCCUGCCCUACUGAGGACUCGGGCUGAGCGCGGUGAAAGAAACCCACGUCAACCUCCUGUUCAGGCCUUUUGACCCCACGACUCCCAAAAGGGGGAGAGAGAGACAGAGAGAGAAAGAGAGAGAGAGAAAGAGAGAUUCUCUGUUCUGGCCGAUGCAGAGCUGAGAGAGCAAAUCCAAGGCUUCUCGCUCAGUGUGGGGGAGGAAAACCAAACGGACAACCAACAAAAAUGCUUUUCUUCUGUAAAAAAAAUAAAAAGAAAGAAAGAAAAAUAGACAAUAACUCAAAGACGCUUUGCAACCUUUUAUUUGAUCCUCCACUCUUUGUCUUGUGGGGGAGGAUGAUGAAGCUGAGUUGCACAUCAGAAUGACUUGUUCCUGUCCUUUCUCCAUCUGGGUGGCAGCUCACUUUUGCAAAAACAAAAAGAGGAAGAAGGGUUUAUGAGUACUGUUUUAAUCUGUGUUUGGCCUCGCUCAUUCUGUCCAAGAACUUCUUCUUUUCAGAAAAGAUCAAGUCUCUGUGGGGCAGAAGGUUUGCUGAGCUGUUCGUGCCCCUGUGAGACUCAAGUUUGUGCCUGUCGAUAAGAGGAAGCGUCGUGUUUUCAUACUGAAGUGUAGAGAAAUGUCAGAGGUCAGACAUGAAGGGCAGAAACACAUACAAAUAUUUCAUAAACACGUGGAAGUGGCGAAGGAGGCAGCCUCUUAAUUACAAAGUGCAAUUUCACCACAAAAAGGAAGACACGGAGGAGGGAAGGUCUAAUUUCAAACUCUAAAUUAUUUUAAUACAAAGACUUUGUUUCUGCGUGUGGCUUUUUACGCAGCAAAGGACAAACUGUGCACUAAACGAUCCAUGACUGAGUCACCCAGACUUGAACUCUCUCAUCUGUCUUUUUUUUUUUUUGUUUGUUUGUUUGCUUGUUUGUUUUCUUGUUUUCUAUUAUUAUCUCAUUUUAAAAUCACAGGUUGGGGUUGAACAUGUGGAGGAGCGUUUGCACAUGGUCACAGAUUGGCUUGUAAAGCACUUACAAAGAAGGAAGGGCUACGAGUGCAGACACACGCCCGGGCCCCCCGGGCCGCGGGGCGUUCGACAGAUCCAGGAGGGACAGAGGGAGGAGAGAGGAGUUUUUUGGGGGGGUUGCGGGUUAAACAUUCCACGUUUGUGCUCUUUUUUUUGUUUCUUUACAUUUCUGUCGUGGAUGCUGCGCAGGAGUCCCUGAGCCUGAGAGAGAGGUCAGGAUCGUGGUGCAAGCUGCCGAGAGCUGCCAUCGCAUUUCAAAACAACGGCUCCGGCUGCGUUUGCUGCGCGGGGAUCUCCCCAGGCCUCCACCGCCCACUCACACCCUCACAGCAGCAGUUUUAAAAGGAACGAAGCAAAUUAUAGAUAUAUAAAUAUAAUAUAAAUAUAUAUAUAUAUACGUAUAUAUAUAUAAAUAAAAACUAAUAUUUUGAAGUGUUUUUAGCUUUUUCAAACAUUGUGGUACAACUUGUGCAUUUUCUUUUUUCUUAAAAAGAAGAGAAAUGAAAAAGAAAACAACUUGCUGUUUUUUCAAUGUAUUCUUUGGUUUGAG